AUGGCGCCUUCUUCAACGGUAAUUUCUAAACUCAAGGUCCAGCUGAAGCUCUCAAUUGCCCGGCUUCGCAUGGUCCAACAGAAAGAUGAAGCUGUUUCGAAACAACAACGUAGAGCUAUGGCUCAACUUCUAGAGACCGGAAAGAUAGAAUCUGCAAAGAUUCGAGUCGAGAAUAUCAUACGAUCAGACAUUACUACCGAACUCCAUGAAAUACUCGAGCUCUAUUGCGAGCUACUCCUUGCGCGAACUGGACUCAUGGAAUCUUCGGUUUGCGAUGCGGGCUUAGAGGAAGCUGUCAAGAGCUUAAUAUAUGCUGCGCCUAGAACAGAAAUCAAGGAGCUACAACAAGUGCGCGCUUUAUUGUGUGAAAAGUACGGGAAGGAGUUUGCCUUGCAAGCAAUGGAGAAUAGUGAUGAGAAGGUCUCGGAGAAAGUGCUAAAGAAGCUAUCUGUCACACCACCAGCCCAGGAAUUGGUGAAUGGAUAUUUGGAGGAGAUUGCUAGAACAUAUGGGGUUGACUGGCCAAAAAGACCAAAGGAAGAUCUUGGAGAAGCCCCAGAAUUUGUGGAUGAUGAUGAUGAUGAUGAUGACGAGAAUCCGAGUGGUGGACAGGCACAAAAGAACCUGGAGGCGCCGCUAGCAGCGAAUGGUAAGGCUGACGAAGAGAGAGAGGAGUUGAGUAAAGCCACCCCACCAAAAAAUUUCGGGCCCUCGAGCCCACUUAGGGUGAAUCCACCAAGCCCUCGUACAGACAACUUGCAUCCUAGGGUUCGCGGAGCUCUAGACCUGAAGCCAACAAAGAAAAUUCAAACUGCGGCUGCGUCAAAGCCUGGCAUUCAAAGCAAGGGUCCAGUUGGAGGUACGAUACCGGAUGUGGAUGAGUUGGCCGCAAGAUUUGCAGCAUUGAAGAAAUGA
Molecule: messenger RNA, 915 nt
Organism: Botrytis byssoidea
Lineage: Eukaryota; Fungi; Ascomycota; Leotiomycetes; Helotiales; Sclerotiniaceae
Exons: 2
Coding region: 1-915 (304 amino acids)
Biological process (GO): protein transport
Source: RefSeq, a predicted model, not a curated record